Messenger RNA from Pneumocystis jirovecii RU7, 411 nucleotides. RefSeq names its product histone. Lineage: Eukaryota; Fungi; Ascomycota; Pneumocystomycetes; Pneumocystales; Pneumocystaceae. The transcript has a single exon. The coding region runs from base 1 to 411 and encodes 136 amino acids. The record is from RefSeq and is a predicted model, not a curated record. Gene Ontology annotation, cellular component: nucleosome. Gene Ontology annotation, molecular function: DNA binding; structural constituent of chromatin; protein heterodimerization activity.
AUGGCAAGGACCAAACAAACAGCACGGAAGUCGACGGGGGGGAAGGCGCCGCGGAAGCAGCUGGCGACAAAGGCGGCGCGGAAGUCCGCGCCAACGACGGGCGGCGUCAAGAAGCCGCACCGGUACCGUCCAGGGACGGUCGCGCUGCGGGAGAUCCGGCGGUACCAGAAGAGCACGGAGCUUCUGAUCCGGAAGCUGCCGUUUCAGCGACUUGUGCGCGAGAUCGCGCAGGAUUUCAAGACAGACUUGCGGUUUCAGUCGUCAGCGAUCGGCGCGCUGCAGGAGGCCGUCGAGGCGUAUCUCGUCUCGCUCUUUGAGGAUACGAAUCUCUGUGCAAUCCACGGCAAACGUGUGACCAUCCAGCCUAAGGACAUGCAGCUUGCACGCCGUCUUCGGGGGGAGAGAUCAUAA